GUCAUUCUCACACCAACGGUCGACGAGGGUGCCGAUUUUUAAGUUCCCGUACCACGUUUGAAUUUAAACUUCAACAAGAUGCCUCUCCAGCUCACGAAACCCGCACCCCAAUUCAAGACUACAGCGGUGGUGAACGGCGAGUUCAAGGACAUCUCGCUGUCCGACUACAAGGGCAAAUAUGUGGUGCUGUUCUUCUACCCACUUGAUUUCACUUUCGUGUGCCCGACUGAGAUUAUUGCUUUCUCGGAGCGCGCUGACGACUUCCGCAAGAUCAACUGCGAGGUUAUCGCAGCCUCCACAGACUCCCACUUCACUCACCUCGCCUGGAUCAACACGCCCAGGAAACAAGGAGGUCUUGGCCCCAUGAACAUUCCGAUCCUGAGCGACAAGACGCAUGGCAUCUCUCGUGACUACGGUGUACUGAACGAGGAGGUCGGAGUUCCAUUCCGAGGGCUGUUCAUCAUCGACGGCAAGCAGAACCUCAGGCAGAUCACUAUCAACGACCUGCCCGUGGGACGGUCAGUAGAUGAGACGCUCCGUCUAGUUCAAGCAUUCCAGUUCACGGACAAGCACGGAGAGGUGUGCCCAGCCAACUGGCAGCCCGGAUCCAAGACAAUCAAACCUGAUACUAAAGCUGCCCAGGAGUACUUCGUUGAUGCCAACUAAGAUCAAACUAAAUUUGGUUAGAUGCUAAAUGGACUGUAGUGGAAAUAUCAAAUAUCAUUAAUAUAACAUUAACAGCUGAUUCUAUUAAAAAUGAUUAUCAUGACAAUAACUUGACGUUAAGUUUCCAAUUGGUUGCAUCUAACCAACCUAAGUUACUAUAUCUAUCGACAAAUUUUUACGUGUAUUAACUGUUGAUCAGUGCUCUUAUCAUAGUAAAUAGUGAUUUAUGAAUGGGUAAUUUUUUCAUUGAAUAAAUAGUAUGGGAAAUCCAGUGCAGGUGUUGAUGAAACUGUCACCUAUUAAGAUGGACCAGAGAUAUCGCUGUGCAAUUCCUUCUAUGAAAUUGCAUCGUAAGAAACAAUCAGUAUUUAACAGAGAUCCUAUGUGUUGUAAUAUGCAAUCGAGGCUGCAAUAAACAACAUGUUCUU
Molecule: messenger RNA, 1094 nt
Organism: Parnassius mnemosyne (clouded apollo)
Lineage: Eukaryota; Metazoa; Arthropoda; Insecta; Lepidoptera; Papilionidae
Source: the annotation of a GenBank genome assembly